GAGACACCAAGUGGCCCCACGUCCAAGGUCUUGCGUUGGCUGAUCCGCAAUACCUGGACAACGAUCCUAUCGAACUGCUUCUGGGCGCAGAGGUCUGCUCAACCAUCCUCCAGGAAGGCCUGCGCAGAGGCGGACCGCAAUCCCCCAUCGCACAGAAAACUGUCUUCGGGUGGAUCCUCUCCGGGGGCUGCAGCGCCGAAUCACUUCACGGCCGUCCCAGCUCUCUACACUGUGCAGCUGAUCACGACCUGAUCCAGCUCGUGCAGACCUUCUGGGAACAGGAACGGGAGCCCUCGCCUCCUCCCCUCCUCUCCCCCGACAAAGAGAUGUGUGAGACACUCUUCACCCGCACGGUUAGCCGCACGAGCAGCGGGCGCUACGUAGUGCGCCUGCCAGCCGAGCGACUCCUGGCCGCCAUGGAGCGCAAAUUCACCCGCGACGGAAGGUUCAGAGAACUGUACACGGCCUUCAUGCAGGAAUUCCUCGAGCUGCAACAUAUGUCAGCGGUCCAUCCUUCCGACAAGGGCCAAGCACGAUGCUACUUGCCGCACCACGGAGUGCUUCGCGACGGCCAGCCCGAUAAGCUCCGGGUGGUCUUCAACGGUUCACAACGUACGAGGUCCGGUGAGUCCCUGAACACAAAAUUACUAGUCGGAGCCAAUCUCUUGCCAUCACUCGCAGACGUGUUGCUCCGUUGGCGGUGGCACCGGUUCGCCUUCGUCACGGACAUUGAGAAGAUGUACCGGCAAAUUCUCAUCCACCCCGAAGACCGCGACCACCAACGAGUCUUGUGGCGAGCGGACCGCAAGGGGGACGUUCAAGAAUUCCGCCUCAACACUGUGACCUACGGGCUCGCGUGCGCGCCAUUUCUCACGAUCCGUACGCUGCACCAGCUUGCCGAGGACGAGGGCGCGCGACACCCGCGAGGAGCCGCCGCGCUCCGCCACGAUUGCUACGUGGACGACAUCGUGACCGGAGCACACUCACUUCACGACGCGAUCGCAUUGCAGACGGAGCUGCGCGAGCUCUGUACGGCGGGCGGAUUCCCGCUGAGAAAGUGGGCGGCAAGCCACUCCGAGAUCCUCAGAGGAGUCCCGCCCAAUCACCGGCUUCAGACGCCACCGCACUCGUGGAACAACCAAGGUCAUGCCACCCUCGGCCUUCGCUGGCACCCGAAGAAUGACCAGUUCUCCUUCGUCAUUCGCCCCCUCACCGAAGUGGCACUCACGAAACGACGAGUUCUCGCCGAAACCGCUCGGCUCUUUGAUCCACUGGGCUGGCUCGCCCCGGUGAUCAUCCGCGCAAAGAUCCUUAUCCAAUCCGCCUGGCUGCAGCGGAUUGAUUGGGACACGCCGCUCCCCGCUGAUGAUGUGCUCCGCUGGAAGGGCCUUCUCGACGAGCUUCCUCUCUUCGAUCAAAUCCGGGUGAACCGUUGGCUCGGCUGCGACAGCGAGGACUCACAACUGGAGAUGCACGGGUUCGCCGACGCAUCCGAGCGGGGAUACGCGGCCGUGGUGUACCUUCGCUCCUCGAUUUCAAACGUCCCCUCGCUCCACUUACUGGCGGCCAAGAGCCGGGUCGCCCCUGUAAAACAGGUGUCCGUGCCACGACUUGAGCUCUGCGCUGCGGCACUGCUCGCCAACCUUGCGCAACAUCUUCGCAGCACACUCGAUCUCGGCGCGACUCCAGUGUAUCUGUGGUCCGACUCCAGCGUGACACUGCAUUGGAUCCAGGG
Messenger RNA from Vollenhovia emeryi, 1735 nucleotides. RefSeq lists its product as uncharacterized. The transcript has a single exon. The record is from RefSeq and is a predicted model, not a curated record. The annotation marks the transcript as partial. Lineage: Eukaryota; Metazoa; Arthropoda; Insecta; Hymenoptera; Formicidae.